This is a messenger RNA of Aspergillus homomorphus CBS 101889, 687 nucleotides long. RefSeq lists its product as uncharacterized. The coding region runs from base 54 to 443 and encodes 129 amino acids. The transcript has a single exon. NCBI's taxonomy places the organism in Eukaryota, Fungi, Ascomycota, Eurotiomycetes, Eurotiales, Aspergillaceae. The record is from RefSeq and is a predicted model, not a curated record.
CGCCCCUCAUCCAACUACACAUUUCCCUCCUUCAGUUUUCCCUCUUUAUCGGAAUGUCUUCAGUUGAAAAUGUUUCUCAGCCCAGUCUUUUGCAGGAAUUUUGUGUACGAGAAGAUUUGUCUCGACUUAGUAUUGAACCGAAACCUGUUUCUCAUCUACGCCAAGCAACAAUAUCUUUACUGCACCCUCUGGAGAAAGCUAAUAAACUAGAAUUAUGCCGUCCUAAAAUGGAUCUGUCUACAAUCUCUGAAUCACCUCGCAGGAAUUGUGACAGAUACAAACAUGAGUACCUUGAUUUACAACCACUUGGCAAGAUUUGGAGACAGGAGUUAAUCAAGAUCCCACCUUUUUCUCGAUUAAUUUUUGAUCUUACGUUACCACCAAGCUGCCUUGGUGUCAAUGGGAGAACCAGUCGAUUUCUAUUGGGAUAUAUCUGUUCCUGAGAAACCAGUAUGGUGAUCCAAACCAAGGAAAUUCUUGAUAUAGUCAACACUCUUGCUCUGACAACAAGAAUGCGGGUAAAGGGUGAAGUUUAUUUCGAUAUCUCUGACGAUUUGACGGGGGGUAUGAGUUUAAGUGCUAUGGAAGUUUUAAAACGCCAGGUCGUUGCACUCAACAGAAAUCCCUCCAGCGAAACAGGAGAUGGAAAGGAGGGCGUUUCUGAAACCACCGCCGACUACAGCCAGC